GUGGAUACUAGCCCUAGCCGUAACUAUUUCUGCCGAAAUGAGAAUGUUUUUCACAUCACAGCGAACAAUUUGCCAUUUUUCGAGGGUCUUCGCGGUCGCGCACUGUAGUUUCGUCGUGUUCCUUCUUGGUGGAAGAACAGGCUUCCCUCCCGGAGCCCCCGUCGAAGCAACGCCCUUGACGGAGCGACCGCGAUGCUUCACACGGGUUGUGGUGACACCGUCCAAAAACGCGAGCGCCCGCUCUGUGUGGAUCCCAAUCAUCAGCCAAGAAGGUGCAGUCCCACAACAAGAUGAUGCGCAACAAGGUUCCUGUCCAAAAGCAGCGGCAGCGUUUGCCUCCCAACUUUUGCAGGACUAUGGAGCCGGACACGUACGCCUCCACUCCGGUCUGAAUUUGACGCAGGAACUGGACAUCCUAUUCGAUGGCAUUAGUACACACAGUACGGACCAGCAAACUGGACAAGACCGUGCCACAUCCGCCACCUACUUUGACGUUCCACAUACGCACUUACGUGGCGACCCGGGCGGGCCACCAUUCGGAUCCGGUGAGGACGCGGGCGGAGCUGAAGCAAAAAGUGGGCCGGUCGCAGCUGGUGUCCCGUACGAGGCCCCAAGCGAACAGAUUCCCAUUUCUGUACCCUUGAAAACAAUCAUGACAGCACAACAUGAAGCGACGCAAAAUGGCGACCACGACGUCCCGCUUUAUUUGCCACGACUGAGAAUCGAAAGCUACUCGUCCCGCGAGAAGACCAAACUGCACGUCUUCACCUACGGAGACAUGUUGAACUCUUACCUGUGCGUCCUGUCCAGGCUGGUGCAACAACUCAACGGCGGGCGUCUCAAUGUCCUCGGCGGUAGCAAGCUCCGGCGUCAUAGCGACGAAGUCCUCGCCGCGCACGAACAGGGCGGCAACGCUGCGGGACUGGAUUUUAACAUUCGCGGUAGCAAGCUGGAGCAGGCCAGUCGCUUGUUUAGACAUCUCACGGGAAGCGAGUUUGAAAGAAAAAGCAAGAGUGCCCCUACUUCAAAUAAAGAAAGCAGAGAGAAAGAGUUUCUCGCCCCGGACGAUGUCAUUCUGCUGUCGGACGGGUUCGACGUUUUCGCGCAGAGGGAUCUGCAGGGUCUGAAAGAUACCUAUUUUGACCUGGAUUCUUCCGGCGGCGUCGUGUACUACGGCGGAGAAAAGAACUGCUGGCCAACACCACACCACAACAUCACCGAGGCAGACUUUGAGCGUCGCAACUGCCUGGUAGAACGCCGAUGCCCCUACGAUAACCAGCGCGGCCCGUGGCGACUGUAUUACCACUUUCCUGAGGAGGACACGCCGCCAGGUGAUGCAGCUGCAACGCGACCAAGUGCUGAAGACCGGCUCACAAAGUCCUCAAAAGAAGAGGAACAUCAACAUGUCCAAGAUCAGCAUAACCCUUACACGCACAAAAGCGGCGGCAGACUGAGUGUGCUAGGAAAGGACUUGUGCGUCCAAAACUUGAACAAGUACAGCCCGCCGGGCACGGAAACGACGAACCGUUUUCCCUUUCUCAACGCGGGGCUGUCAAUCGGCACGGUGCACGCCAUUCAGAAACUAUCGCGCCGCCUGUUUCAGCUCUACAAGGAGACCAAGCAGCUCGACGACCAAGCGCUGCUUCUCGUCCUCGCGCUUGAGGAACAUUUUGUCCGCGUUGAGCCGACCGGAAAACUCUUCUACAACGCGCACGGGUAUGGUUCCGGCGACUUUGCCGAUCCGGACCAGGAACUGUGCACGGGCGGCUACCUCCUGAAAGACGAAGGCGGUCCGGCGGCGAGCGUUGAAGACAGCAAGACGAAGAUGAACAGUGGCGCGCAGCACUCACCGGCGCUGUUGUUCGGUGGGGCGAAGCGAGCGGGACGCGAAUCAGUGCCAGAAAAAGGAGCGUCAGAGUUGCAGGUGACCAACUUGGCCAGCAAGCCCCAGGCUUCCUUCCUCGUGCAUUUCAACGGACGUGGUCGUUGGUACAUGCAGCGGUGUCGAGAGUUUUUCUUUUCCUUUGGGCUCGGAACCUGGAAGGGCGAAGCAGUUUCGCGAAUACCGCACGAGGAUCAUAUGGGUGCGUCAUCUAGUACUGCGGGCGAGGACCACGACCAGGCGGGUAGCGCCGCUCCUGUGGCGCAACCCGCGACACAAACUACAAGUAGAGAUCAAUCCCCACCACAUCCACAACUAGAGACUGACCACUCGUAUUGCAGACUUUUCGACUACGAAAAUUACGAGUAUUUCGACGAUCGAGUGCUCUGGGGCGAGGAGACCGUGUUUGCGAUCAACUUUCAAGCAGAAAAGGCCGAAAGUGAGCAUCAGUACUCGCUGUAAAUAACAGCAAACUUAUCGUAUUCAGGACGACGAGGGCUGCACAUUGCUACGCAUACGCAGCUAGAGAAAAGAUUUUGAUUUUCAU
This is a messenger RNA of Amoebophrya sp. A120, 2429 nucleotides long. Lineage: Eukaryota; Dinophyceae; Syndiniales; Amoebophryaceae. The record is from the annotation of a GenBank genome assembly.